Cherax quadricarinatus is the source of this 1114-nucleotide messenger RNA. RefSeq names its product neuroplastin. Gene Ontology annotation, molecular function: axon guidance receptor activity. NCBI's taxonomy places the organism in Eukaryota, Metazoa, Arthropoda, Malacostraca, Decapoda, Parastacidae. The record is from RefSeq and is a predicted model, not a curated record. Gene Ontology annotation, biological process: synapse organization; homophilic cell-cell adhesion. Gene Ontology annotation, cellular component: axon; neuronal cell body; plasma membrane.
CCCGUCCGGGACGGUGCAGCAGACAUCAUCGACCCUCUCCUGGGUGAGGAUCUGCUUCUACGGUGCUCCUCGUUGGGUUUUCCCGGUGUAUUUUGCGGCCGAAAUGAAGACUGGGGGGUGUUUGGUGUUUCUGGGGCUUCUCGGGGUGUGUCUGGGUCAAGGUUACGGAGGAAUGCACAGUGGGGGGGAAGUCGUGUGGACAGAUGACUAUACUCUUGACACCAUGGGCUCCUCCCCCAUCAUAGUAACAAGUGAUUCUGGACAUCUUGACCAUUCUUUCUUUAGAGAGUUGCCAGCCACUACCCCAGCCCCUCUGUGGGGUAUUGGAGGUACAUUCGGCACAGUAACAGAUACGGAAGCUGACUUGUCAGGGACCAAGAGUGUGCAGAUGUUAUAUGUAGGUUACCCACUCAAGUUAACUUGUAACCUGACCAGCCAUGAGAAUACCUCUUUCAAGCUCGACUGGUUUAAAGACGAGAUGAAGAUUGAAAGUAACGCUCGCACAAAGAUCUUUCAAGAAAAUUCAUCGCUGCUCAUUCCCUCACCAGUAAAGGAAGAUGUUGGACUGUACAAAUGCCAGACUCAGCGUGGCAUUCCCAAUGACAAGCCUCUGAACAUGUUUUUUAAUGUUAUAUAUUUUGAAAUGAGGAAGAUGGAUAAGUCUGUAAAUGUGGACAUGGAGAAGAGUAUUAAAUUAGAAUGCCCUGUGGAGGGUCAACCUUAUCCAGUAAUUACAUGGAAAAAAGACGACAUGCCCAUCGCUGAGUUGAUCAAUGCAACGAGGAUAACUUACAGCCCUAAUGACAAGAAAGUUCCCAAUGGUACAAUUCUAAUUACCAAUGCUGGUUGGACUGAUCGUGGUAACUACACUUGUGUCAUCACCACACUGUCUAACACAUUUGAAAGGUUCACCUUCAUUAGAGUUAAAGAUGUUUAUGCUGCCCUGUGGCCCUUCAUUGGCAUCGUGGUAGAGGUGCUUCUGCUGGGGAUCAUCAUCUUCAUUUUUGAGAAGCGUCGAGCCAAGGCUGAGUUUGAAGAGUCCGAUACUGACCAGGGCAAUGAUCAGAAAAACACAGCAGAUCUCAACAAGGAUUCUGUUCGACAGCGAAAGUAA